Molecule: messenger RNA, 114 nt
Organism: Cavenderia fasciculata
Lineage: Eukaryota; Evosea; Eumycetozoa; Acytosteliales; Cavenderiaceae
Exons: 2
Coding region: 1-114 (37 amino acids)
Source: RefSeq, a predicted model, not a curated record
AUGGGUAAGAGUUCAAAGAGUGCCUGUGGGCAUCUCAUGGAUGUGAUCGCAAACAAACUUUCAACGACCCAUUUUUCAAACCAUUUUUGUUGUAUUUAUCAUAUCAUAUCAUAA